AGCCAAUGCGACUGGCUGCUGUCUACGCAACUCCCUGGGUGGUCGAUCAGUGGACGGAUCAAGCAUCCGGCAGCUCGCGCGGGGGAGGGAUGGCGGGGCGGGCACGGCGCCAUGCGCGGAUGAGCGAGAGAGACGGUGCCCGUGCUGCCGUGCAGAUAGAUGGCCAAGCCGGAUGUCGGUCCGUGCUGGGCGUCGCUGCCAGACCGAGGGUGGAUCUGCGCCGGGGCAUAGAAGUUGUUGAUCUUUUGGGCGGAGGGCAUCCCCGACGUCGAGUCUUGGGAGUUUCGGGUGGACGGCAUGGCUGUUUUCCGCAGCGCCCCCCCUCAUCCACUCCUCCCUCUCCCCCAGGAACGAUUGCCCUCGUACCGGCUGCGCUGCGCACGAACCGGCCCAGGGAGGCUAAUAAAGCUAGAAAAAAAAACCCAGUUGCAAAGGCCCAAGCCUCACGACGCUGCUCAUCAGUGGCCAGCUUAGCGCCCCUGUGGAACAGGCCGCGAUCGGGUGCACUCGGAAGCGCUCCAGUUUAGGAAAGAGCAAGCACCACGAAUGCGUCAAAGGGACGACGACAUCGGCUUUUCUUUUUCUUUUUCUUCCUCGGGCCCCUCCCACCCACACACCCCCGUCUCGGACACCGGCAGUUGGACUGAAAUAAGGCCGUCAUUGCCCGCCGACUUGGGAUCUUCUUCAACGCCUUCUCUCCCGCAACACACUUUCUUCAACGGUCGGGCCCAGUCAUUCUGACACCUGCAUAGCGCGGCGGCGGCGUCUUGGCAGCGUUCCUCGUCGACGACAACUCUUGCUUUGUGGUUUCACAGCUCGCUUCAUCGGUCGGACGGCAUCCAUGCCCACCACGCCCGCGCGGGUUGUGCGUCACAGACUUACACACGGUUUCUGUAUCAGCAGCGCCGCUCAUGGACACGUGCGACGGGGUAUUUGAGGAUCGAGUGUUUUGCUGAGCGGCCAAGAGGUCGAACGGAACGCACCUUUUUUUUUUCCAACCAUGGGACAGCCGGGCAGGUCCACGGGCGUGAGCCUCGCGACGGCGGAGGCCGGGAGCAGCGAUGGUAUCCGGCCUGUCGUGGAGGGAGUCGAGCAACGACCCACCAGCAAGGAUCAGGCAGAGGUGGUGUUGUUGCGAACCGCCGCCUUCAGACGCAACGGCGCCGAAAAGGCCAAGACGGCGCUCGAAAAGACGAAGCAUUUGGCUCUCGCCUUUUCCAAGUUCAUCGGCCCCGGCUUCAUGAUUUCCGUGGCGUACAGUGCGUCUCCCCCCAAUACUACACCCAUGGGUGAUCCGACAUCUCGUCUGGUUGUCGCACGCCGGUGACGAGACUUUGGUUUUCUGACAGACGCGACAGUUGAUCCGGGCAACUAUGCCACGGACAUCGCCGCCGGUGCGUCGUACCAGUACAAGCUCUUGUUCGUGGUUCUUCUCAGCAACGUCUUCGCCAUCCUGCUGCAAAGCCUCGCUAUCCAGCUCGGCACCAUCACCGGCCUGGAUCUUUCCUCCAUGUGCCGCGUCUACCUGCCGCGAUGGCUCAACUACACCCUCUAUGCGCUCGCCGAAAUUGCAAUCAUCGCAACCGACCUUGCUGAGGUUAUUGGCACCGCCAUCGCGCUGAACCUCCUCAUUCCCAAGCUGCCCCUCGUCGCGGGCUGUGCGCUGUCUAUUCUUGACGUCAUGGCCAUUCUGUUCUUCUACCGGCCCGAUGGGUCCAUGAAGGGACUUCGGCUGUUUGAGGCGUUUGUGUGCCUGCUCGUCCUGGGUGUCGUUGUCUGCUUCUGCAUCGAGCUUUCCAUGAUCCAGGAGACGAGCGUGGGAACCGUCUUCAAGGGCUACCUGCCCUCGAGCGCUUUGGUCGAGUCUGAAGGCCUGUAUCAAGCAUGUGGCAUCCUCGGCGCCACCGUCAUGCCUCAUAGCCUUUUCCUCGGAUCUGGUAUCGUCCAGCCACGUCUGCGAGAAUACGACGCGAGGCAUGGUCUUCUGCCCCAGGAGCCUGUAUCUGCGGCGUCGUCUACCACCGAUGGGUACGACAAGCCCACGUACCUGCCAUCGCAUGCCGCCAUCAAACAUUCGCUCAAGUAUUCCAUCACGGAGGUUGGGUUGUCACUCUUCACAUUUGCACUGUUCGUCAACUCGGCCAUUCUCAUCGUCGCCGGUGCCUCGCUGUACCAGAACCCGGACGCCCUCAACGCCGACAUCUUUGGCAUCCACGACCUGCUUUCCAAGAGCAUCUCACCGGCGGUGGGGACCAUCUUUGCGUUGGCCUUGCUUCUGUCGGGUAUCUCGGCUGGUAUCGUGUGCACGAUCGCGGGACAGAUGGUGAGCGAGGGAGCGCUGCGUUGGAAGCUGAAGCCUUGGCUGCGACGGCUUGUCACGCGAUCCAUCAGCAUCGUGCCGUCGGUCGUCAUUGCUGCUGCGGUGGGGCGGCCAGGGUUGAAUGCUGCCCUGACAGGAUCGCAGGUGGUGCUCAGCAGCGUGUUGCCGUUUGUCACGCUGCCUUUGAUCUAUUUCACGGCCCGGAGCCGUUUUAUGACGGUUCAGCCGGGCAUGGCGCGGUACAUGCUCGAGUCCGACGACGAAGGGCGACCGAUCACUGGCAGCGUCUCCCUUCCGGGAGGCAUCGACAUGUCGAACCCAUGGUGGCUGACUGUUGCUGGGUUGCUGGUGUGGCUCGUCAUUGUGGUUAUGAACGUUGCGAACCUGGUGCUCCUGGGAUUGGGCAAGGCGUGAGUAGAUAUAUAGAUGCCAGGCGGGUAUUGGCGGACGUGGCGUGCGCGUUAGCGCUGACGGUGGCAUCUUUUGCGCUGUCCAUGAGAUAUUUGAGGACUAGACGAAGUGAGCAUGGCAUCGGAGUUUUGGACAUAUAGGCAUGAUGCAGCAUGGUUCUCUAAUCAACCAAUGUGAGCGCUCAUCAAUCUGGCCGCCAUCUCAUGUGCGAUGCAGAGACUCAGCGGAGCCAUGUGUGAUGUGUCUUCAAUCUGUGAUUAACUUCGCAUGAAAGACGUUGACAGAGGUGCAUAUGUAUUGUAUUUAGCC
Purpureocillium takamizusanense is the source of this 3040-nucleotide messenger RNA. It is a transcript of the gene SMF3, whose product is annotated as NRAMP-like transporter smf-3, variant 2. The transcript is spliced from 2 exons. The record is from RefSeq and is a predicted model, not a curated record. Gene Ontology annotation, biological process: intracellular manganese ion homeostasis; iron ion transport. Gene Ontology annotation, molecular function: manganese ion transmembrane transporter activity; cadmium ion transmembrane transporter activity. NCBI's taxonomy places the organism in Eukaryota, Fungi, Ascomycota, Sordariomycetes, Hypocreales, Ophiocordycipitaceae. Bases 1511 to 2734 code for a protein of 407 amino acids. Gene Ontology annotation, cellular component: membrane.